Messenger RNA from Brassica oleracea var. oleracea, 1652 nucleotides. Its product is annotated as 4-substituted benzoates-glutamate ligase GH3.12-like. Gene Ontology annotation, cellular component: cytoplasm. NCBI's taxonomy places the organism in Eukaryota, Viridiplantae, Streptophyta, Magnoliopsida, Brassicales, Brassicaceae. The transcript is spliced from 4 exons. The record is from RefSeq and is a predicted model, not a curated record. The coding region runs from base 84 to 1652 and encodes 522 amino acids. Gene Ontology annotation, molecular function: acid-amino acid ligase activity.
CGCUUGAAUACUUUUCUAUAAAAUACUACUAGCCACAUAAAGAACCUUAUACUUGAAGUGAAUGAGAGCAUAACCAAACAAAAAUGACUUCGAGCUUCAAACUCAGCGAUCUGGAAGAGGUAACGACGAACGCAGAGAAGAUACAAAACGAUUUACUGAAGGAGAUACUUACACUUAACGCCAAAACAGAGUACCUGCGACAGUUUCUUCAUGGAAGCUCGGAUAAAACAUUUUUCAAGAAACACGUACCGGUGGUGAGCUAUGAAGAUAUGAAGCCUUAUAUUGAACGUGUCGCGGAUGGAGAGCCGUCAGAGAUUAUUUCGGGUGGACCAAUAACUAAAUUCCUCCGAAUCUCUGGAACUUCAGGGGGGGAACAAAAGAUUUUCCCUGUGAACGAUGAUUUCGCUAAGAAGAUGGGAUACAUUUUGGCUCUACGCUCUCUCGUUAUGUCCAAGCAUUCAAAAGACACAAGCGCCGAAGAUGGAAAAUCAAUGGAGUUUCAUUGCAUCAAACCAGAAUCCACAACUAGAACUAGAGAUCAAGUUGUGAAAGUUCGUGCUUCUUUUGCUUAUACUUUGGUCCGAGCAAUCAAUUUUCUUGAAAAAUACUGGAAGGAGUUGUGUAGUAAUAUCCGAUCAGGUCAUGUUAGCGACUGGAUCACUGACCUGAACUGUAGAAACUCUGUUUCGGUCAUUCUCGGAAGACCUUUUCCUGAAUUAGCGGAUUUGAUUGAAAAAAUAUGCAGCCACAAGUCAUGGGAAGGUAUCAUCACACGGCUUUGGCCCAAAUCCAGGUCUUUGGAAGCCAUUUUUACAGGACAAAUGGCUCAAUACAUUCCAAUACUGGAGUUUUAUUCCAACAAACUUCCCCAAGUUUCCACAGUAUAUGGAUGUUCUGAAAGUACGUUUGGGUUUAACGUGGAUCCUCUUAGCAAACCACAAGAUGUUUCUUACACAUUUUUGCCCAACAUCUCCUACUUUGAGUUCCUACCUAUUGACCAUGAGAGAGACAUAGCCAGCAUUGUUGAUCUUGUGAACGUCAAACAAGGGUGUUACUAUGAACCUGUGGUCACUAAUUCUUUCGGUUUAACAAGAUAUCUGAUUGGAGAUAUUCUACAGGUUGUUGGGUUUUACAAUAGUACACCUCAAUUUAGAUUCGUGCGCAGAAAGAAUAUUGUUUUAAGUGUCGAAACAGAGAUGACAACUGAGGAAGACAUUUUAAGGGCUUUGGCUCGGGCGAGUCUUGUUCUUGAGUCUUCUUCAGAUGUAAUGCUGAUGGGCUUCACAUGCUAUGCUGAUGUCUCCACUUUUCCAGGUCACUAUGUUUUCUACUGGGAACUCAAAGCUAGAGCCAUCAAAGAUGUUGAACCUGAUAAAAAGGUAUUGGUGGAAUGUUGCUCUGUAUUAGAGGAAUCAUUUGAUGCUCUUUAUAGGAGACUUAGGAGUAAAGGUGGAGUCAUUGGAGCUCUAGAGAUAAGAGUGGUGCAGAAAGGAACAUUCGAUUCUCUCAUGGAAUAUUUCACCUCCCAAGGUGGUUCGACGGCUCAAUACAAGACACCCAUAUGUAUCAACUCUUCAGAGGCCUUGGCGGUUCUUGAGAGUAAGGUUCUUUCUCGAUUCUACAGUGAAAGAUCUCCUCCUCUUGACUCAUAG